Lacerta agilis (Sand lizard) is the source of this 2555-nucleotide messenger RNA. It is a transcript of the gene MED16, whose product is annotated as mediator complex subunit 16. Gene Ontology annotation, biological process: positive regulation of DNA-templated transcription. NCBI's taxonomy places the organism in Eukaryota, Metazoa, Chordata, Lepidosauria, Squamata, Lacertidae. The record is from RefSeq and is a predicted model, not a curated record. Gene Ontology annotation, molecular function: protein binding. Gene Ontology annotation, cellular component: mediator complex.
AUGGACCUGGCUUACGUCUGCGAGUGGGAGAAGCGCCCCAAGAGCAACCACUGCCCCUCCAUCCCUCUGGUGUGCGCCUGGUCCUGCCGCAACCUGAUUGCGUUCACGACGGACCUCAAGAACGAGGAGGAGAAAGACCUCACCCACAUGAUUCACAUCCUCGACAUGGAGCACCCCUGGGACGUCUGUUCCAUCAAUUCCGGACACGUGGAAAUCAUUACUUGCUUGGAAUGGGAUCAGUCGGGAUCCAGGCUGCUGUCCGCCGACGCCGACGGGCACAUCAAGUGCUGGAGCAUGGUUGAGCACCUGGCCAACAGCUGGGAGAGCGCCGUGGGCAGCGUGGUCGAAGGGGACCCCGUUGUGGCGCUCUCGUGGCUGCACAACGGCGUGAAGCUGGCUUUGCACGUGGAGAAGUCGGGAGCUUCGAACUUUGGCGAGAAGUUCUCGCGCGUCAAGUUCUCGCCGUCGCUGACGCUCUUCGGGGGAAAGCCGAUGGAAGGCUGGAUCGCGGUGACCAUCAGCGGCCUGGUGACCGUCUCGCUGCUGAAGCCCAACGGGCAGGUGCUGACCUCGACGGAGAGCCUGUGCCGCCUGCGGUGCCGCGUGGCCCUGGCCGACAUCGCCUUCACGGGCGGCGGCAACAUCGUGGUGGCCACGUCGGACGGAAGCAGCGCCUCGCCGGUCCAGUUCUACAAGGUCUGCGUCAGCGUGGUGAACGAGAAGUGCAAGAUCGACACCGAGAUCCUGCCGUCGCUCUUCAUGCGCUGCACCACGGACCUCGCCCGCAAGGACAAGUACCCGGCCAUCACCCACUUGAAAUUCCUCACCCGGGACAUGUCCGAGCAGAUGUUGCUCUGCGCUUCCAACCAGAACAACAGCAACGUGGAGUGCUGGUCUCUCCGGAAAGAGGGAUUGCCGGUCAACAACAUAUUCCAGCAGAUCUCCCCCACAGUCGGCGACAAGCCGCCCAUGAUUUUGAAGUGGCGAAUACUCUCGGCCGCCAACGACCUGGACCGCGUUUCGGCCGUGGCUCUCCCGAAACUUCCCAUCUCCUUGACCAGCACGGAUUUGAAAGUCGCCAACGACACCAAAUUCUACCCUGGCUUAGGACUCGCACUCGCCUUCCACGACGGCAGCGUCCACAUCAUCCACCGCGUCUCCCUGCAAACCAUGGCGGUCUUCUACGGCUCGACGUCCCAGCGUCCGUACGAAGAGCAGGCCAUCAAGAGGCAGCGGACGGCCGGCCCCCUGGUCCACUUCAAAGCCAUGCAAAUGUCCUGGACGUCGCUGGCCUUGGUCGGCGUCGACAGCCACGGGAAGCUCAGCAUGCUGCGGAUCUCCCCCUCCAUGGGCCACAUCCUCGACAUGAACAUCUCCCUCCGCCACUUGCUGUUCCUCCUGGAGUAUUGCAUGGUGACCGGAUACGACUGGUGGGACAUCCUCCUUCACGUCCAGCCCAGCAUGGUGCAGAACCUGGUGGAGAAGCUACACGAAGAAUACAUGCGGCAGAAUGCGGCCCUGCAGCAGGUGCUCUCGACGCGGAUUAUUUCCAUGAAGGCGUCGCUCUGCAAGCUCUCCUCCACCACGGUUUCCCGGGUUUGCGACUACCACGCCAAGCUCUUCCUGAUCGCCAUCAGCUGUACCCUCAAAUCGCUCCUCCGCCCCCCGGUCCUGAACACCCCGGACAAAAGCCCCGGAGACCGGCUGACGGAGAUCUGCUCCAAGAUCACCGACGUGGAUAUCGACAAAGUGAUGAUCAACUUGAAGACGGAGGAGUUCGUCUUGGAAAUGGCCACUUUGCAGUCCCUCCAGCAGCUGAUCCAGUGGGUCGGAGACUUUGUCCUCUACCUGUUGGCCAGCCUCCCGAACCAGGGCUCCGGCCCCGUCCGCCCGGGCCACAGCUUCCUCCGCGACGGCUCCUCCCUGGCCAUGCUGCGCGAGCUGAUGGUCGUGAUCCGCAUCUGGGGCCUCUUGAAACCCAGCUGCUUGCCCAUCUACACGGCCACUUCGGACACCCAGGACAGCAUGUCCCUCCUCUUCCGGCUCCUGACCAAACUUUGGCUGUGCUGUCGCGACGAAAGCCACCCCAGCGAGCCGGACGACGCCUUGAUUGACGAGUGCUGCCUGCUUCCCAGCCAGCUGCUCAUCCCGAAUCUCGACUGGUUGCCCGUCAACGACGCCAUCAUCCACAAGCUGCAGAGCAAGCAGCCCGUCCGGAUGCAGUUCGGGAAGCCACCGGGGCAGGGGGGCCACCCCACCUCCCUGCAGUUCGACGCCUUCGCCAGGGCCCCCGGGCAGCCGAAGAUCGACCACUUGCGCCGGCUCCACCUCGGGGCGUACCCCACGGAGGAGUGCAAAUCCUGCACCAGGUGCGGCUGCGUCACCAUGCUGCAUUCGCCCAACAAGACGACGGCCGUCAAGCAGUGGGAACAGCGCUGGAUCAAGAACUGCCUCUGCGGCGGCCUCUGGAGGAGGAUGCCCCUCGGCUACUCGUGACGGCGCCCCCGGCAGGCCGGGAGGAAGGACUGCAGGGAGGACGGACCCAAGAAAUUAAA